AUGAGAGCUCCAAGCCCGCUGCUCCUGCUCCUUUUCCGCACCGCAUACCUCUACACCAUGAUCAUCUACGCGGCGUGCGCGUUCCUCGGCUUCCCCGGCGCCCUCUUCGGCGUCGCCGCUGCCCUGCUCCUCGCCACCCCAAAGAGCAGCGCUUCAUUGUCUGAGAACCGCGACUGAACAACGCCAACGCGACCCCAUCACCCCAAGCCGUGACGCACCCCAACGCGCUGCCGAAACCCACCACACGUCCCAGCGCCAGACCCAGCUUCGCCCGCAAGAACCCAGUUGAAUCUCACACCCCC
Molecule: messenger RNA, 302 nt
Organism: Boeremia exigua
Lineage: Eukaryota; Fungi; Ascomycota; Dothideomycetes; Pleosporales; Didymellaceae
Exons: 2
Coding region: 1-177 (58 amino acids)
Source: RefSeq, a predicted model, not a curated record